UUUUUAGGGAUCUCUGUUUGCUCUCAUGAACCGCUCUAUCUAGCACAGUUCUCUUCACUGGAAAGUUUAUCGCUUGCUGGACGUCCGGUGUGUCAGGCGGCUUUAAAAAUUAUUCGUGAACUUCCGAACUUGAAACUACUCGAUAUUUCUAAUACACUCGUUGCCGAUAUUUCUGCUCUGAAUGAGCUAAUAAACCUCGAAGCUCUCAUAAUGCACAAUCUCCGCAUUCGUUCUGGAUGUGUAACGGAGACGCUUCGUAGCUUGACUGGUCUCAGAGUACUCGAUAUUUCCAAGGAAGUCACUGAUUACGGAACGGACAGCUCACAAGAGGCUUGUGUGGAUCUACCGCUCGCUAUGGUGCAAAUAAUGCGCGACGACAAAUUUGCGUGUUGGCCAUAUUUGAGGUCAAUAGAUCUCGCCGGAAAUUCACUUGCAAAUAUGGGAGUCGAUAGAGCUGCCGAUAUUGUCACGCUUUUGUUGGAGAGAAAUCCACGUCUUGAGCGUGUCUCAGUACUUGCAACUCCUCUUGAUGGUCAUUCGUAUGUUAUUCCGGUAGAUCGGGAUGUACAAAUAAUUAACUGUGCUACUCGAACACAAGCCGUGAUGGCUUUGAAUGGCUACUGGAACACUGACAGGGAUGCGUUUACUGCUCACGCUCUACAUUGCGUCUAUUACAUGCUUCAAAGUGGAUACGAUGAUUUCUCGGAUAGUGAAGUGGCAGAAUGUGCAGCAGUGGUUUGCGCUGCACUGCGUAAACAUCUGCACAAUCUUGGGGUUCAGAUGGCCGGCAGCGCUUGUCUAUACCAUCUCUCGAAUUUCUCGAUUAUCCAUUUCGGCUGUUCGCAAAUGUGUCGAUCGUUGUCUCGAUGCGGCCGAAACAUACCCAGAAACAACCCAGGUACGUUUACACACAAUGUAUGGCUGACAAUAUGUAACGAUUAUCUUCUUCAACUCUCGGGUAUUAACUUCUAUCGAACCUGCAAGGUUGCACUAGAAAGCAUGCUGAUCAACACGGACGCUGGAGUAUCAAGAAUGACGAUCGCUAUAGUAUCAAUUGUUGCACCAAAAAUGCGCUCCCAGGAUGCUCGUACCUUGGCUAGUGAUGUGCGCUAUGUGAAACACCUUGUACACUUGAUGGAUCAGAAUCUAAACCAUUUCCGCAAUUCGAACGGUGUUCGUGCUGAGAACUCGCUUUACACAUUGAAGUUCACGUUAAGCGCUCUCUGGAAUCUUACCGAUGAUUGCCCGGCCACUUGCGUAGUUUUCGCUCACGAAAAUGGAAUUGGUGUUUCGUUCGAUAUCCUGCGACUGUUUGAGAACCACAACAAUAUUCAGACGAAAGUAUUGGGUAUUUUGAAUAAUGUUGCUGAAGUAUACGAGCAAAAACUCUCAAUGCUACAAAAUGCUGAAUAUUUGGAGGCUCUUUGCGAAUGUCUCGAAGGUGAUUUCACACGUGCUGAUGGUGCAGGACGAAACCGCGCUGUUGAACGCAGCUACUUCGCUGCAGGUGUUCUUGCCAAUAUGUUGCUCUGUGAGAACUGGCCUCAUGGUGAUCACUUAUCCCGCGAAAAAGUGAACGAGCGAAUGGUGAAAUCGAUACGUCAAUGGCCAAUGCUUUCUGUGCCUAUGGUCUCAUAUAGGUCGUUCGAGCCGUUCGUACGUAUUCUCAACGAAACGACACUCGUUGGUGCUCAGAUGUGGUGUUUAUGGGGUGUAAACCACGUGCUUUCACAUAGCGACGCCAAUUCGGUUUCUAUGGGGUCAUAUAUCAUAGUGCCUGUGGGCUUUCGCCUGACACACCUUAAACCUUGCAGUUUAUUUGUUCGAGUACCUAAGUUCUUCGUUCAAUAUGAGGGCUUUUAUACAAGAUACAGUAUCGAAGUCUACCGUUUUUAUCCGAAAGUAGGUCCCGAUAACGGUGUUUCCCGAGAUAUCUUGAGGGAUGAAUCUGGGGUUUGCGAGAAUACCAUAUGUGACAUUGUCAAAUCGAACAAGGCCUGGCCUAAACAAGGGUAA
This is a messenger RNA of Haemonchus placei, 2016 nucleotides long. The record is from the annotation of a GenBank genome assembly. NCBI's taxonomy places the organism in Eukaryota, Metazoa, Nematoda, Chromadorea, Rhabditida, Trichostrongylidae.